AUGGUGCGGGACGCGCGGGAUUUACCGCUCGUGUACGCGCUCAUAAACGUCGCGAGCACGGUGCCGGCGAUGGCGAUGACGGUCGUGAUGUCUCCGCCGUCGCACGCGCUCGGGUUGGCGUACGCGGUGACGAUAUAUGGGUUGUAUUGGCGACGGUUCGUCACGGCGGCGCACUACUCGAGCCACGCGCCGGCGUUUCGAGGCGACGGGACGGCGGGAACGGUGUUGAAUAACGUCGCGAGUUGCGCGCUCGGACCGUUUUUCGGGAUGCCGUGUGGGCUGUACGCGAUGCGGCACGAGUUGAUGCAUCACGAUGGGGACGAGGGGUCGAAGGCGAGCGGAGGGCGAGGGCGAGGGAUGAAUUCGACGGCGACGUACGCGAGAGACGGGGCGUUUGCGUUUUUGAGGUAUUGGGUACGGUUCGGCGCGUGGUGCUUCGUGGAGUUGCUCGUCGGGGCGGUGAAGAGGAAGGCGUACGUCGACGCGAUGCGGUGCGUCUUAGGACUCGCGGCGACGUAUGGAGUGUAUUCGUACGCGGCGGCGAUGAACGCGACGGCGGCGUUUUGGAUCUUUGUCGUGCCGUACGUCGCGGGAUCGUUCGCGGCGGCGUUCGGAAGCUGGUCGCAGCAAAUCUUUGUUGAUCCAGAUAAACCGCAGUGUCAUUAUCGUUCGUCGUACUGCGCGAUCAAUCAUCCGAAUAAUCAGUUGACGUUCAACGAUGGGUAUUACACCGUGCAUCGCGUCGACGCCGACGCGCACUGGUCCGACUUGCCAGAAAAAUUUAUCGAGUCUUUGGACGAGUUCGCGAGGAACGACGGUCUGAUUUUUGACGGCGUCACGCGACGCCGCGUCGGGCUCGCGGUGUUGUGUGGCAGGUUAGGAUGGUUAGCAGAUAGAUACGUCAACGUUGGACAGCCGGCGAGGACAAAGGAAGAAAUAGUGGCGAUGUUACGCCAACGCUUGCGACCCGUCGGAAAGAAUAAAAGCGCGUAG
Molecule: messenger RNA, 993 nt
Organism: Ostreococcus lucimarinus CCE9901
Lineage: Eukaryota; Viridiplantae; Chlorophyta; Mamiellophyceae; Mamiellales; Bathycoccaceae
Exons: 1
Coding region: 1-993 (330 amino acids)
Biological process (GO): lipid metabolic process
Source: RefSeq, a predicted model, not a curated record